Messenger RNA from Jatropha curcas, 519 nucleotides. NCBI's taxonomy places the organism in Eukaryota, Viridiplantae, Streptophyta, Magnoliopsida, Malpighiales, Euphorbiaceae. The record is from RefSeq and is a predicted model, not a curated record.
UGGUCACAACUCACAGAAAACUCAAGUCUCAUACAUUUUCCUCAAGCAACCAAAAGUGUUAUAUCAACAAGAAGAAGACUAUGGCUAUUCGUUUGGCGGGUAAUCUUUCUAAGCAAAUUCUUGGCCGAUCUGUAUUUACUCCAAAUAAAGCAGCUUUGAGAAGUUCAGAUAUACCAAAAGGUUUCUUAGCAGUUUACAUUGGAGAGGCUGAGAAGAAGAGAUCUGUAGUUCCAAUAUCUUACCUAAAAGAGCCUUUAUUUCAAGAUUUGUUAAGAAAAGCUGAAGAUGAGUUUGGCUUCGAUCAUCCAAUGGGUGGUUUGACAAUUCCUUGCAGAGAAGAUAUUUUCCUUCAUGUCACUUCCAACUUGAGAAGAGCUUAACAAGAGUAGGCAGAGGCAGUUAACCUAUUACAUAAAACAAUUUUAUAAGACAGAAAUUGCCAAUUGAGUGUAAAUAUUUUCUUUUUGUUACACAAUCAACAAGAAAAAAGAAAAAGAAUCUUCAAAAUUAGAAAAUUCA